AUGGCUUAUGAACGACGACGUUUAUCAACAGAAAGUGAUAGAUCAUCAACAAGUACGAAUCAUUCAUCAGAAUCAAAUACAGCAUACAACGCUGUUUCACCAACUAUUGUUCAUCCAAUCAUUCCUACUGACCAGAAAUUAUCUAUAUUAACAAUAAAACAACAACCCAUAAAUAUCCCAAAAAGAAUUUCAGUGACAGGUUCACCAGCUGAACAAAUAUUAGCACGUACAAAAAAUACAUUUUUUGAUUUAAAUCCCUACUUUCAAUGUUCAUCAUUACCAACACAUUGGAGAAAAAAUAAAUCACUUCGAUUUAUUAUACGUGCAAAACAACAAAUAGAUAUAAAACAAAAUACACGUGUUAUUCUUCUUGCUGGUAAUGAUUAUAAUCCAUGUGCAGCACUUAAAAACAAUAUUAGUUGGUUUCGAAGUGGUCAAGCAGAAUUUAAUGAUUUACGAUUUUUAGGCGCUAGUGGAAGAGGUAAAAAGUUUACAUUAACAAUAAUUAUUGAAACAACUCCACCGCAACAAUGCACUUAUCGUCGUGCAAUCAAAAUAACAGUCGAUGGUCCAAGAAAGAAACGUGAAUUGAAAAGUAAGUCAGAUGGGAAUGAAAUGCAAGCAGACGAUUCGAAUGGUGAAGGUGAAUCGGAUUAUGAAACAACUACUUCAACGUCAAUUGAAACAAAAUCAUCCAUUAGUCAAGGAUCAUCUGGAUUGCUAUUACUUGCUGCUGCAGCUGAGCAAAAACGAAAAGAUGAAGAAGUUGAUCCACAUAAACGUCCAUUUCAAUCGGCUCCAAUGCUAAUAACAAAUCCAUCAAAAUUAAGUGAUACAAGUUUUCCAAUAAUAAAUUGUCUUUCUCCAUCAUCAUCAUUAGCUUCACGAUUUUCUCAAUCCGUAGCUUUUUCUCCUACAUCAUCAUCACUCGAUGAUUUGAAUUCUCGUUUAUCACAUCAUACUCUUCUAUCUAAUCAAAAUCCUGAUAGAACAACAGUUCCAUUAAUAUCAAGUUUACCAACAUCAAAUUUAAUAUUUAGUAUAUCACAAACACCAAAUCAUUAUGAAUAUUUUAAUCCAAAACAAGAAAGACAUGAUCAACAACCUGUUGUUCAACCAACAAAUACUAAUACUUCAUCAACAACUACAACAACUACACAUGUAUUAUGUCGAUAA
Adineta steineri is the source of this 1176-nucleotide messenger RNA. Lineage: Eukaryota; Metazoa; Rotifera; Eurotatoria; Adinetida; Adinetidae. The record is from the annotation of a GenBank genome assembly.